AGUAGUUAAGUGUCAAAUUCAGCUGGAACGUACUGUAUGUUGCACACGUUUUGAAAAAUUUCUCUUGUAAAUUUUAUAGGUCCACUUUAAUUAAGUACAAUAUAAAGUGUAUAAACUUUGUGUGUUAAAAGUGUAAAAUAGUGAUAAUGGCGCAAUCACCCGCAGCUGUAGCUCCUCCUAAGGAGCGCUACGUGCCGAACGCGCUUAAAUUCGCUUUCGGCGGCCUUGCCGGUAUGGCAGCGACAUGCGUCGUUCAGCCUCUAGAUUUGAUCAAAACUCGGAUGCAAUUGAGCGGUGGUAGUCGAACCUCUUUUGCUGUUGCUGGAGAGAUUGUGGCCCGAGAAGGCUUUGUGGCACUAUACACUGGACUGUCGGCAGGCUUGCUGAGACAGGCCACUUACACAACCACACGUCUCGGAGUCUACAACUACCUUUUUGAUUCAUACAAAGAGUGAGUACUGCAUAUUGAAUACUUUACACAUUAUAUUUAGAUAGAAUAUUUAAACAAGUAGACUGUACUGCUUCUGCCUACUCUUCUUUAGAAUAAAAGCGUAUUAGAUUAAUUUUAUUAUAUUUGUCCAACAAAAUAAAUAAAUGCUACAAACAGAUCAAACAUUAUUCAAUAAUAGUGUACAUUGUCAGACAUCCAAUUACGAUGUUAUGCACUCAGUAACAAACAGCAUUGCUCCACAAGUCUGAACCUAACUACAAUAAAUAUGUUUCUGCCCUAAUUUGAGAAAUAUGAACAACAUCAUGUUAGCCUCGCAUCGCACAUAACUGGGUACUUGCAAACUAA
Molecule: messenger RNA, 796 nt
Organism: Spodoptera litura
Lineage: Eukaryota; Metazoa; Arthropoda; Insecta; Lepidoptera; Noctuidae
Product: mitochondrial 2-oxoglutarate/malate carrier protein-like
Source: RefSeq, a predicted model, not a curated record